AUGUUAGAUAUGAUUCAAGAAUGUGCUUCAGUUGUAUUACUCGUACAAAUUAGUAUGUUGUCGAUAAACACCAUUGAAAUUCCUAUUUAUAAUAUUCGAGAAAAAUCACAUUCUUUCCUAGCAAACUUAGAAAAGAGUCAGAAAAAAUAUUGUUUAUUCAACAAUAGCUGGCUGAGUUGCAAUGCUCUGCACAAUUUUUACGACAUAAUUGACAUUUUGUAUAAAAAAAGGAAUAUUGGAGAAAAGUUUUUAAAUCAUUAUAAUGCAAGACCAUAUUCCCAGAGCUCCAAGACUAGAGUUCGCAACCUUAGCAACGAUGUCAAGCCGCAUCUGUCCGAGGUGCAACCGCCAUUCAGAAGGUUUUUCUCGGCGAGUCCUAACACAAUGUAUAAUAAUUUAAGGUCAUAUCCGGACUGGUAUACCCCAAUACCUGGUAAGACUUUUCCUGUAUAUAGCCCUGGAGCAACUCAACUAGCGCCGAAACCUGAAAUGAAGUUCAACACUCCUUGGAAUGCACCUCAGCAGUACCCCACUAGACCUACCGGGUGGAGUACAACAGCGCUACCUAUACUUGUUAGCAGUCCGAGUAUUGUGCCACACAGUCAAUUGCCAUUAAAGCCGCCAGCAACGACGGCUGUUACUGGUGCUUCACAAAAAGUUAUUGCACAAAAAAAUAUGUCUUCCAUUGACAAAUUUACACAACGCCUAGACCUCUUUGAGCGACAAUUUUAUAAGAUCACGUUCGCGAAGCUUACGAGCAUAAGUCCAGCAGAUCGACAAGAAAAUGGAAUGAGUUUCGUACAAUCUGGUUUCUUUCUACUAAUAACUUUGAUGGUCCUCUCGAAAGAGGUCGACACCGCUACCAGGGCCGAAAUAGACAAAUGCAUUGGAUUUAAAAUUUCCGAUAUGGAAAGCGUUGACUUAGUUAGACGUCUGAUAUCAACGUUGCCGAGUACAUCGGACACGCUCACAGUGCGGCACGCCUCGCGCCUGGUGCUGUGGCCAGGCAGAGAUGAACCACGCUUCCAAGACGGCGCCGCCGAAGCAUUAAUACUAAGUGUAGAACGCUUCAAUGGCAAUGAGACAUCCGAUACCAUCGCUACCAUCCUCAAUAAAAAAGUGGAAUUAGACUCCGGAGGUGCGAUACACGAUACCUUUGAUGAAGGAGAUGUAUCGGGAGGUGUGAUCGCGGUAUUUAUGACCACGCUGUACAUGCGCGGACGCUGGCGAGCCUCGCCCACUGUCCUCAACGGCACGCAGCCUUUCCACGACGCAGACGACGCCCCCCAACGCACAGUACGUAUGAUCAGGAUCAACGAUAUCAUGAAAUACGCAGACCUAAAGGAUUGGGAUGCUCAGGUCAGUCACCAAACUACAUCUCUGGUUUUAUGUAUUUAUUUAUUUUAA
Spodoptera littoralis (African cotton leafworm) is the source of this 1407-nucleotide messenger RNA. Lineage: Eukaryota; Metazoa; Arthropoda; Insecta; Lepidoptera; Noctuidae. The record is from the annotation of a GenBank genome assembly.